This is a messenger RNA of Helobdella robusta, 624 nucleotides long. RefSeq lists its product as hypothetical. Gene Ontology annotation, cellular component: nucleus. Lineage: Eukaryota; Metazoa; Annelida; Clitellata; Rhynchobdellida; Glossiphoniidae. Bases 1 to 624 code for a protein of 207 amino acids. The transcript is spliced from 2 exons. Gene Ontology annotation, biological process: positive regulation of DNA-templated transcription; cell fate specification; regulation of transcription by RNA polymerase II. The record is from RefSeq and is a predicted model, not a curated record. Gene Ontology annotation, molecular function: RNA polymerase II cis-regulatory region sequence-specific DNA binding; DNA-binding transcription factor activity, RNA polymerase II-specific.
AUGAAACUAGAACUUGAAAACUGCGACCUCUGGAACAGUUUUUCGAAACUCGGCACCGAAAUGAUCGUAACGAAAUCUGGUCGCCGAAUGUUUCCAGCACUUAAAGUCAAACUAACCGGUCUGAAACCGAAUCUCAAGUACGCUCUCCUACUUGAUAUCGUACCGUGCAAUCGAAACCGAUACAAGUUCACAAACGGACGAUGGUCGGUUACGGAUAGAACUGAACCUGCAGCGGAUCUGAGCUGUGGGAGGAUGUUCGUUCAUGGGGAUUCCCCGGCAAGCGGAGAGCAUUGGAUGAGGCAGGUCGUAUCAUUCCAUAAGAUGAAACUCACAAAUAACACGACCGAUCAACAUGGACAUAUAAUCCUGGCAACGAUGCACAAAUACACACCUCGCAUCCACGUAGUUCAGACUGACGACCUGCAAAGUCUCCAUAGAAUUCCAUUCAACACAUUCCCAUUCCAGCAAACGUCCUUCAUAGCUGUCACUGCCUACCAGAACGAGAUGGUCACCAAGCUGAAGAUCCAUCAUAACCCAUUCGCUAGGGGCUUCAGGGAAACGAAAAAUUAUAAAAGGUAUGUUUGGUGUCUAAAAUUUCAUACAAAAAUUAAUUUUUCAGAAUGA